GGGACAAUAUCACAGGGGGGUGUGAACCGUUGUUUAUCAUUCUUUCAGACAAAUUGAGCAAGGAGUGACUGCAACGAAGCGUGCUUUUAGUAUUUUUAACUCGUUUGAAAAGGCUGUAAAACACGUUUUAAGCUAAAUAUUAGGAAUUGUUAGUAUAGAGCGACGCUUUAAUCCUUGCAAAGGCUUGUUAUUUGUUUGGAAAACGCUGUCGAAUCGCCAUUUGAACUCGGCUACUUUCGUGUGUACAGAAGCGUUACUCGACAAAAUGUCGAAGCUCGAUGAUUUUAGUGAUUUGGACGAUCUUCACUUACUCGAAGGGCUUUCAUUGCAAGAAAUAGAAGAACUUUCCGAAGCUAUUGACCCUGAGGUAAGAACGAAAAUAGGUUUAUAAAAACUAGAAGAACUGCCUGGUAUUUAUGAAAUUAGAAAUGAUAUAUAUACAGUAUAUUCGACUCGCUUUAGCCUUUAGGCAGUUUUGGGGUUUGCGAUUAAAGGUUAUAUUGUGUAUAUUGCCCGGGAAUUUUUGUUUGGGAAAAUUUGCUUUCUUUGUGUUUUAGGAAGGCCUUUAUGAGGUAAUUUCUGAUAUAUAUUACAGUCUAAAAAAAAUUGAUGCUUGAUAUAGUAUAAUUUUGAACUUUUCUUGUAUUAGAGUUUAGGCGCAUAACGCAGUAUAAUUUAUGUCUGUUUGAAAAACAACUGCAUUAUUUAUUGUGGUUAAUAUGUUACGUAUAGUGUUUGUGCAUUUGUUGGAAAUUUUCAGAACUGGGAAAACAAUUGUUUUUAUUUCUUUAUAAGCUUAGCCUGAAGUGCUUUACUGCUUUUAUAUUGAUUUGGAGUUAGAUGUCAAAGGCUAAAAGAUCCUAUAAGGAUGCCACACUUGGUUGCUAAGAGCUUAGUGGAAAUUAAUCAUCAUAUUUGUCCGUCUUUGUGAAGAGUGUUAUAAGCUGUAUGUGAAAGCUUCACAGGUGAUAUCAUAUGCUACUUGACAUCUUGCCUAUUAAAAGUAUUUGCUGGUAUGAUGAUGCUGAAAAAUAUUUCUCAAAGCACACCGGGGAGAUUACUAAUAACUGUCCCUCCUACUACAGCUGAGUAAAUAACAUGCAAUCCAUGCCAAACACAGCUUUGUCAAUUCUAAUUUUGAUAGCAAAAACAAGUUUCAAUGGUCUGUUGAAAAUUUGCCUGCUUUUGAGUGACUCGAUAUUCUCCCCAGUAAGCUUACCAAAAUUUUCAUGAUUUGCACACACAGCACCAUGUCUCCCACUCCCCACCCUGUGAAACAUCUACAGACAGGUAUAGGGGAGGGUGCACCCCUUGAAAAAUUUACUUUCAUCUCCACCAGAUAAACCUGGACUGUAAUAAUUCACCAAAGUGGUAGUGAAUAGUGGGACGAUAUUCACCAAAAUGUGAAGCGUUGAGGUGCAUAUCCUUGCAAUAUAUAUUUUUUUUAAUCUUCAUUAUUUACCGACAGUGAAUAAUAGUCUCGGCACAUACCACAACCAAAUCAAAAUGACUAAAAAACAACGAAAAUGUUUUUAAAUCAAUUUGUAUUUCUGCUUCAGUAAUAGUUGUAAACAAAAUGGCAUUUUCAUGCUUUUAGUAAAUAUUAUUCAUUAGAAAUAGCUUUAAAGAAUACAUCUACACACUGCUAAACAAAAGUUUAUGACUUUCUUUGUGUUUGGAAAAACCGGCCCCUUCAUUUAGUACACAAGCCGCAUGUAAGGAUAUCUAGAGCUAAGCAACCAAUCAAAUUGUGUGAAAAGCAGUAUCACCCUAUAUAUGCUAAAACGUAUUAUUUUUGUACAUUAGAAUGAGCUGUUGCCCGCAGCGGAGCGGCAACCAGAUCAGACGGACAAAGAGGAGACUGGCCCCUAUAACCGAGACCAUCUUCUAAAACACAUGGAGAAGGAAGCCGUAGAGUCUAAGGUUGGCGACAAUUAUUUGCCGUUCAAAAAAGAAACUCGAGGCAAGAUCUGGAAACCCAAGCCAAGACGUCAGACUCCGGCUACCAUUCUUCCCGAUGACCUCAGUGAAGCACUGGAUGGAGCGUCGGUUGAUGAAAUAGCAGAACUUGCAGGUAUGCAUUGGUAAACAUAUAUAUAAUCUGGAUUCAGCAACCCUCAGGGUUCAAAUUAACAGCUCACUAUUUGCAGUUUGCAAAAGUAAAUUUGAAUGCAAAAUCGAUUAUUUUGCAAAUGACUUUUUUAACGUUUACAAUAAUUUUGCAAAUUUUUUUAAGGUUUACAAUGAAAGUUGAUUUUCACAAUCACUUUGAAUAUUUUUUACUAUAGUGUAAGACAUGAAGCAUUUUGCAGACUAUUGUUGUAAUUUUGUACUAAAAGGAUGUGUAAAAUGAAAUAAUGAUUUCAGAAAAUCUACAAUUUCUUCAGAAAAUUUACGAAAUUUGCUAUGAAACGGCCGCCAUUUUGUUUUUCACAAGCAGUGUUCCCACUUUUCAAAACUGAAAUUUCCUUAAAAUUUUCAAGAAGGAAAUUUGCAAAUCGAUUUUCCUCUCUAACUUGAACCCUGAAGUUACAUUACAAUAUGCUACUUAUAGAAUGGCUCCAACCUCGAAAACAUAUUUUAUUAUUUCAACUUACCGUACUUUCACUGUUCUUCACUCUAGCUGUACUUGGCCUGCAUGGCCUUCUCACCCAGGAACAAAGUUCAUACAGUGAUGUGGAUAUGAUUGGAAAAUCUUUACGUGGAAGUGGUUUACGAAAAGCAAAACCCAGUAAGUAGCUACGAUAAUAUCAACCAAUUACAUCAAGUAUUAUGCUUAGGCGUAAAAAAUACCUGUUGUUCCGGUUUCAUGUCGCGAAAAAAUUAGGGUUGGUAGGUCAGAAAUAUUUUUUUUGAAUAUUUUUUUCAUGGUUUUUUCAAUAAUUAGUGUGACAACAUACGCCAUUUUGGCAGCAGCCCGCAACCACCCGGAGAAAAUAGGGUUGUACAGUCAAUCGCGUUGAAAAAAUAAUAGGAUUUUUUUCUGUGUUGGUGUUGUAUAGUCAGGUGAAUAUGAUGCUUGUGAUGUUACUCCGAGUGUAUAUCCACACCGGACGAGCUUGAAAAAAAUCAUAUUACUAGAUUACACUGGUAUCGUAGGUUUGGUCGUAGGUUCGAUUCCCACCGUGGCCGGGCAUAUUUUCCAAGCUCGUCCAGUGUGGAUAUACUCUCAGAGUAACAUCACAAACAUCAAAAUAAUAGGGUCGGCAGAAAAAAAUAGGGUUGGUCAGGAACCGGAACCACAGGUAUUUUUUUACACCUUACUUAUAGUACUAAUUUGCCUAGACUAUUUAUCUUUACAACAAUUGUGAUAUUACUUUCCUAAUUAUGUUUAUUCUGAGGACUGCGCCACCAAAAUGAAAUUUGAUACUUCCAAAAAAAAUUAAAACCAUGUGUGGAAAAGGAAUCUUCUCUUUCUGGGAACCUGUUAUCUUUACCAGUACUUUUUAUGUCAUAGGAAUGAAUGACUAUACUAUACUAUAGCAUUUCAUAACUUUAUGUUGCCUUCUCCUAAGUAAAGGUUUCCUGAUUUUAAUUGUGGAUGCUACUUUUAAAUUUUCAGAAUUUGUCAGGGCCACAAAACAGAAAAAGGACAACAGUCUGAACGCCGUGAAUGAAUUAGACCUGGCUGAUGCUUUAGAAAAACUGAAGUCCAAUGAUCCAAAUUUAACAAAUCUUAACAUAAAUAACCAUAAAGACAUUAGCGAGUUGAAUGCAAUUCAAGCGAUAAUUGAAUGCAUACCAAGUAAUACACACUUAAAGAUUCUGUGUAUGGCAAACACACAGAUGCAUGAUCGACAUGCCAAGGUAGGGAUUAUGCCUGGAAUUGUCACUAGGGAUGAGCCGAUAAGGAAAAUUGCCAAUUACUGAGGCCGAUUAUUUAUCAGCCGAUUAUCAAAACUAAUCGGCCGAUUAAUCGGUACCUGCCGAUUAUUUUAAAAAGCAAGCGAAAAAUCACAAGAUGACCAACAAUGAAGUUGUAAAUGCGAUUUUAUUGUUUACAACACACACUAUGUACAAUUAAAAACAGCUUCAAUCUUGCAUGUCAAUAGUCAAAGUUUAGUUUUGGCAGAUUAUGGUGUAAAAACAGGAUAUUGUCAGCUAUGCGGAGCUAGUCUGCUGCGUUUUUCAGUGGAAAUGUUCCCAGCUUCACUUCGCUUGAGACAAAAGACACAGAUUUUGCAACAAAAUGUGAAAAUCUAUUCGCUUGUAUUCAGUAUUUUAGCAUGUGCUUGGCAGCUGCAGAAAAAGUCUUAUGGCCGAUUAUCAGGCAAUAAUCGGCCGAUUACCGAUUAUUUGAAAAACGGCCGAUUAAUCGGCUUUGCCGAUUAAUUACCGAUUAAUCGGCUCAUCCCUAAUUGUCACAUAUGAAAAACAUUGUCUUCCUGAUGCAUAACACUUGAACACUUCAACGUUUGAAAUGAGCAUUUCAAGGUUUCAAUUAGCUCAGCCAAUUAGUGCGAGGAUAAAUAAAGUUGAUUGGAUGAUCUGAUGGUCUGAGCACAGGCGUUCGUUUUGCUUCGAUUUAGGGCAGCAAAUUGAAGAUCUAUGCUCAGGCUACUGAUCUGAUUAAAUCGUGUUGUUUUAGCUCUUGACAAACAUGAAAUAUAACCAUAAUAUAUAACCACAGUGUUUUGAUCUAAAACUUUGUAGGGCUAGUUGGCUGUGUUGUAGAAAAUACUUUAUUACAAACAUUUGGUAUUUUUAAUACUCUGUCUGAUGCCAGAUGAUUUUAUUCAUCAAGGGGAUAGUGCUCAAUGCCUCAAUGUGUUAAUACCAAAGGCUUUAUCAUCGGGGGCCGGUUGUUCAAAACUGUGUUAGUUUAACCCUAGGUUAAUCUAAAAUGCAAAGCAAACAUCCUCACAGCUUGUCUAUAAAUUUGGAAAUACUUCUUCAGAGAUCUUGUCUGGAUCGAUAGGAGUUCACUUCUCUGAAGUUUUGAAAUAAACAGACGUGCAGAAAUAUACACAAACUAAAACAGCGGGUUAAAUUUUAACCCAGAGUUAGCAAUAAUCCACCUUUGAGCAACCGGCCCCAGGGUAAUAGGAUGUAAAUGACUGUACUUUCUAAUACACAUUUGUUGUACUGUAUUGGCAUUUUAUUCAAAGUAUUAAAAUGUAUUAUUAUAAACAACUUGUACUUUUUGUUUGGCAGGAAUUAGCCAAAGCGUUGGGGGAAAAUUCAACACUAGAAUCUGUGAAUAUUGAAUCAAACUAUCUGACUGGAGAGGGGAUCAAGUGUGUAGCACAAGUAUUAAGAGAUAAUACAAUUAUAAAAGAACUUCGCAUUGCCAAUCAGGUGUGUGUUUUGUGCACUUAUGAAUUACAAAAUCCACUAUAGUCCCUUUGCACUGACGUCACAAAUCCUUAGAGUGUCCUCCAGAUGCUCCCUAACAAUAUCUGUUCGGGUACAACAACCUCAUACAGCCAAAAAAUUAACCAUUUUAAUACAAAAUUAUUAUAAACUUUUGCAAAAUUUGGUUUGUUUACAAAAGUUAUAUUAUGCAUAGAUUGCUAAUUUGUCCUCCAGAUGCAUCGUCACCGGCGCUGUGACGUCAUGUGCAAAGGGUCUAUAUUGAUAAUUAAUAAUGUAGACGUAUGUUCUUCAAAUAAAAUUCAAUAAUAUAUAUUUAUUUAAUCAUUUAGUCGCAAAUGAUAGGCAGUCAAGCUGAAGACGAAAUUGCCAAUGUUUUGAAAGAAAACAAAACUUUACUGAAAUUGGGAUGUUCAUUUGAUUCCCGUGGACCUCAAGUGUUGGUAGAUCAGUACAUUCUGAGAAAUAAUGAAUUAGGUUGGUCUUAUUUAGCCUUUCCAGUCAUCCUGCAUGUGUAUAAUUCGUGUAAUCAUAACCUAUCAUUGACUUUCUAUCCAACGUUGUUCUAAGUAUUAGUCAAAAGUAACCAACUUUAGAGUUUAGUAUUUAGGUGAUUGUUAAAAAUUCUCCACGCUGAUUGGUCGCCGUUGAGGUGAUUAUAACGCGAUAAUCAUCUACAGUAAGCGAUUUUCGAAAUGGCGGCCGAAGCCGUUUUGUCAACUAAAUGACGAAGAAAUGUGUAUUUUUCAUUUUUCCCCAAAAAUUCCCAAAUAAUCACCUAUGAAAUUAUACUAAAACAAUUAUUCACCUCUGAAAUAAUCACCUAUAAAAUUAUACUAAAACAAUUAUUCACCUCUGCAGGCUCGGUGAUUAUCGUGAAUAAAAACGUCGAUUUCAUCUCGGUUUUUAUUCACCGAUAAUCAUCUCGCCUUCGGCGAAUAAUCAUUAAAUAUUCUGUACUACAUUCUGCUACUUCUAUUGUAACCCUAUUAUAUCCAUAGAUAUCUUAUAUACACUAGAUAGCGCAUCUCUUUUAGUAAAAUUGAAGCCAAUAAUAUUCCAGCGGUUACCCCCAUUUGAAUAGAUGGCGGCCAUGUUGGAGUUUCCCACUCACUAAUAAACGCUUAAAAAACAACAAUAACUUUCAUCAUUUGAAUAGUUUGAAAAUGUAUUUGGAAUAGGUUUAACUUAAUGUUUAAGUUCCCUGUUUAAGAAAUAGAAAACAUACGAGUCUUCUCAUUUCAUGGGAAUAUCCUGAGUCUGCAAUCACGGCUUCGAAUAAUUAGAUGCACUAUCUAGUGUAUAUAAGAUAUCUAUGAUUAUAUCCCACACUUUGUGUUAUUCAACUAUUCAUCAAACAAUCUGCUGACUUCUAACAUUUCUGUGUAAAAUUUAGCCCGCAAAGAACGUAAACGCUUGGAGGAAGAAUGAAGAAAAUGAUGUUAAGAAAAGGUUGACAUUUCCUGUGCUCAAGUGUAAUUAUUCAUGUUCAAAUAUCUUGUGAUUAUAUCUCGUGCAAUUGUGUAUUGUAGAAAAUAGAUUUUAUUUUAUUUAUAAGGGCAGCAGGGUUUUCUUUUAUCCAGUAGCAGUGCUAACACGUUUUCAAUGCCGUUCUCUCAUACAAAUUACAAGUCUCUCUAACCAAUAAGAUAUCAACUAGUAUUCCAUGACAAUAGUCAAUAUCAUAUUCACUGAUUAAUAGCAUAUCUAGACCAUAAUAGAUAUAAUUCUUGAAAGAUGUACGAUAUUAUAUGGGCUGUGUGACUCAAUACAAAACCUCCUCGAUCAAUUUUGAUGUCUGCCAUUUUAAUCACUGUUACUGUAUGUACAUUGUAUUGGAACCUUUAAAUAGUCUUGAUGUAACUUAUUUUAAAGUAUCAUAGUAUUAAUAAAGAUAGAUAGUGAGUAAUAAAAAGAAAGUCUGACAUAUUUCAGUAAUGUUUUUGUUCAAUUGAAAUUCAUGUUGCCUCCAUCACAGUCUGUUGCGCUAGAAAUCUUUUUGACGAUCGCCUGGAAAAAAAAGACCACAAUGUUAUUUUUUAUUUAUAUU
This is a messenger RNA of Paramuricea clavata, 7363 nucleotides long. NCBI's taxonomy places the organism in Eukaryota, Metazoa, Cnidaria, Anthozoa, Malacalcyonacea, Plexauridae. The record is from the annotation of a GenBank genome assembly.